AUGGGCGCGAGCGCGAACGCGACGGCGUUCUCGGCGUAUGCGGCGGGCGGGGUGCAGGCGUUUGCGGUGCCGGCUGCGAAGCGGGCGCGCGCGGCGAGUCCGGGUGCGGGUGCGGGUGCGGGUGCGGGUGGGGACGUGUUUGCGCUCGGGAGCGUGGGUGGGGGCGCGGGUAGGGAGAAGAGUCAGAGCCACAGCCACAGCCACAGCCACAGCCAAAGUCAGAGCCAGAGCGGGAGUAGGAGUAGGGAGGGGAGCGAGGAGAGCGUGCGGGAGGGCGCGGGGGACGUUGACGUGGACGCGGAUGCGGAGAGGGAGGGCGCGACGUUUGGAGAGCGGUUGAGGGCGGGGCGGGAUCGCGAGCGGGAGGACGAGGAGGACAGCGAUUGGGGCGAGCGGCGGGUCGAGUUGACGGAGAAGGAGGAGUCCGCGCGCUGA
Molecule: messenger RNA, 435 nt
Organism: Heterobasidion irregulare TC 32-1
Lineage: Eukaryota; Fungi; Basidiomycota; Agaricomycetes; Russulales; Bondarzewiaceae
Exons: 2
Coding region: 1-435 (144 amino acids)
Source: RefSeq, a predicted model, not a curated record